GUAUAAGUGUGGAUCGAACGAGUCAUGAAGAAGAUAUCAUAUCAUCACCGUCUCUGAAUAAACAAAGUAAGAAUAGAACGAGCAAAGUGUUUGAAGUUCGAAAGUCGACAAAACCUCACUUGAUUCAAAUUCAGUUUCGGUUUCUAAGGAUUUAAAGCCGCAAGACAAAACAAGUUUUCUCUUUUUUUUUUCCCUUUUCCUCGUUAGGGUUCUUUCAAUUUUGCCGAUAAAAUCGUGAAAAAAACCAAAAAAACAGUUCAAAGAAGAAGACGAAGAUAGUCUUCGACGUUUAAAGGAGCGACACAGGCGAGGAAAGGAAUCGGUGGUGAGUCGAUAAGUGUCUUCAGUCCCAAAAAGAUGAACAGGAGUAGCAGCAAUUCAGAAGGUGCUAAAGCAGAGCAGAUCAUAUUCGAGUUCUUCGCCAAAAGCCUCCACAUAAUCCUCGAAUCAAGGACUCCUUUCAUGUCUUCAAGAAACUUCAGCGGUGACCAGAUGAUCUGCUCCCCUUCCCCUUCCUCCUCCUCUUCAUCUUCCUCUAGCGUCAGGCCUCGCGACAAAUGGUUCAACCUAGCCCUCAGAGAAUGCCCUGCAGCCUUAGAGAGUUUCGACAUCGGCCGCAGAAGCAGCCUCGAGCCUCUGGUCGUCGAUGUAGUUCUUGUAGCGAGACAACCAUUUGUUGGUGAUCAAAUGAGUUUGUCAGAUCAAGAUGAGUUAGCGUGCGAGACAAAGAACGAGCAAGUGAUAGAGAGGUGGUUGGUGCAGUACGAUAACAGAAAGGUUAGGGAAGCUUCUGCUUCCAGGUCAAGUAGUAGUAACAGUAAGUUGCAAGUGAUGUAUAAGAAAGCAACUCUGCUUCUGAGAUCACUCUUUGUGAUGGUUAGGCUCUUACCUGCUUACAAGAUCUUCCGAGCGCUCAACUCCUCCGGACAGAUCUGCAAGUUUAAGCUCGUCCCUAAGGUCCCCACCAUUGUCGAGCCGUUCACUCGCAGAGAAGAAGCGGAGAUGCAGAAGUUCGCUUUCGCUCCGGUUGACACCGUCUGCGGUAGGCUUUGCAUGUCGGUGUUGUAUCGUUCUCUCUCUGACGUGAGCUGUGAACACUCGGCUCCUGUCUCUCCGACGUUUAUAACGGAUUACGUUGGGAGUCCUUUGGCUGAUCCGUUGAAGAGGUUCCCUUCUCUGCCUCUUUCUUACGGUUCGCCUCCGUUGCUGGCGUUUCAGAGGCGGCAUAGCUGGAGUUUCGAUAGGUUCAAGGCCUCCUCUCCUCCGCCUUCGGUUUCUUGCUCGCCGUCUCCUACACGGUCGGAUUCGCAAGCGUUGGUUCGUCGCCUUCCUGAUAUACCUACUGGUCGUAGGAAGGAUGAAGAGAGAGAUUUCUCCCCUCCUUGCUCUCCUUCAGGACCUGUCUCGAGAGGCAUCACGCGUACUGAGAGUGCUCCUGUGAGAAUCCCGGCUCCUAGUUUUGAGUCCAAGCAAAACUUGGUGGCGCCUUCUCCUCGUUUGAAACUGUUGAGACAAGCUUCUUUGAAGCCUGUGAGGAACAGUGGUGGUGCUGUUGAAUCUGGAGCAGGAUUGGAGAAGCUGUUUCUUUAUGGGAGAGAAGAAUUUAGGAGGAGCUCUCGAGUGAGGCUAUCUACCAACAGCUCACCGAGGAUAUCGUUUUCUCGAAGUUCCAGUAGAUCAUACCAAGAAGAUUUUGAUGAUAAUGACUUCCCUUGCCCGUUUGAUGUUGAGUAUGACGAGAUUACUGAUCCUAGCAGCAGAUCAGGGUCUUUCGACCAGAGAGGAGAUAUACAUGAACCACCACUAGAGUCGAGCGGCUCCUACCCAAAGAAGUCACAAGAUGCUGCAGUUGGUGCUCUUGUGAAUAUGCUGAAGAAAGCUCCGCCUCUUAGGCAAGACGUCUCUGAAACUUCCAUACCUGAGAUUUACUGGAACAACAACAAGAAACCUGCAGGGGCUCACGAUGUGGCAGCGGCGUCUAUGACAGCGUCGGGGAUUGCUCUGGCGGCAAAGACAACAGCGGAUGCGUUGGAAGAGUUGAGGUCGUACAAGGAAAUGAAGAAUGUGUUGCUUAGCCAAUCCACAAUGGGUUCUUCCUCAGUUACUACUUCACCCUUUGCUGUUUCAGGAUCUUAACCCUUUCGGGUUUCGGUUUGUUUCUGGUUAGUUUCGGUAUUGGUGUUUUGGUUUUGAUUACAUAAUGUGCCUUUAAGCUCUCGCAAGUUUGAUAUUGGUCGGUGUCCAUGUAAAUAAACUUUGUACCCCAAAAAAAUAACAAAAAACUCUGUAAAUAAAUGGUAAACCUUUUA
Molecule: messenger RNA, 2309 nt
Organism: Brassica oleracea var. oleracea
Lineage: Eukaryota; Viridiplantae; Streptophyta; Magnoliopsida; Brassicales; Brassicaceae
Exons: 4
Coding region: 358-2136 (592 amino acids)
Biological process (GO): piecemeal microautophagy of the nucleus; autophagosome assembly; protein localization to phagophore assembly site
Cellular component (GO): Atg1/ULK1 kinase complex; extrinsic component of membrane; phagophore assembly site
Source: RefSeq, a predicted model, not a curated record